Molecule: messenger RNA, 414 nt
Organism: Necator americanus (New World hookworm)
Lineage: Eukaryota; Metazoa; Nematoda; Chromadorea; Rhabditida; Ancylostomatidae
Exons: 5
Coding region: 1-414 (137 amino acids)
Biological process (GO): regulation of autophagy
Cellular component (GO): intracellular membrane-bounded organelle
Molecular function (GO): 2 iron, 2 sulfur cluster binding
Source: RefSeq, a predicted model, not a curated record
AUGGGUGGUUUUUCUUUCCUAUCUCAAACCACCGCUAAUCCCCCUCAUUCACAGGCCACAUUCUUCUCUUCUUCGGAUUCGUCUCCAGACAUGGCUUGCACUGCACAACAAGCGCCAAGCUGCCACACUGGAAAAUGUAUUUUGUAUACAGCUGGAUUUGUUCUAGGAGGUGUUGCUCUUGGUUAUUUUAUCGGGUACAAACUUGCGUUGCGUAAGGCUCGUGUCAACAGUAAGGUUCAGUUGGCUAAUGAUAAGGUUGUCGAUACUGUAGAUAUGGAGGACAUCGGCGAGAAGAAGGCCUUCUGUCGUUGCUGGAAGAGCGAGAAGUUCCCAUACUGUGACGGGGCACAUACGAGACACAACAAUGAGACCGGCGACAAUGUUGGCCCUCUAAUCGUCAAAGGCAAACAUUGA